Molecule: messenger RNA, 587 nt
Organism: Telopea speciosissima
Lineage: Eukaryota; Viridiplantae; Streptophyta; Magnoliopsida; Proteales; Proteaceae
Product: putative esterase C31F10.02
Exons: 3
Coding region: 1-519 (172 amino acids)
Molecular function (GO): fatty acyl-CoA hydrolase activity
Source: RefSeq, a predicted model, not a curated record
AUGGGUGGAAGAGGAAGCAAUGAAGAAUGCGUGGGAGGGAGUGGAAUGAUGGGAAAUGAAGCGAUGUUCAUUGAAGAAGCAAAGAAAUGGGUAAAAGUACUUGAGCAGAGACGCUUGAAUCAAGAUAACCUUGAAUCCUUGUCGCUUAACGAUAUCCAGAUCAUACAGGCCCAGAAGGGUUCGAUACUCUUCAAUCAAAUCCUUCCCAAAGAAUUAGCUGAUAGAAGAGGGAAUUGUCAUGUGGGAGCCAUAGCUUCCAUAAUCGAUGCAGUUGGGGCGACAGCUAUAGCGGCUUACACAGGGGACCUCAAAGUCUCUGUUGAUUUCAACAUUUCCUACUUCUCAACUGUUAAGAUCGAGGAAGAAGUGGAGAUUGAAGCUAAGGUGGUAGCACACAGAGGAAAGCUUUCAUUGACGACAGUGGAGUUUAGGAGGAAGAAGGAUCGUGUGGUGGUUGCUUUGGGUAAGCUAUGGCAGUCUCAAGUCAACGCGAUUUCAGGUUUCCGAACUAGGCUUUGAUUUCGACCUAAAUUAACUUCAAAUGGCCAGAGCCAAUAUCUUCUUUAUCCUUCAAAUUCUGAAAAUUU